Messenger RNA from Arabis nemorensis, 753 nucleotides. The record is from the annotation of a GenBank genome assembly. Lineage: Eukaryota; Viridiplantae; Streptophyta; Magnoliopsida; Brassicales; Brassicaceae.
AUGCUUAGCAAAAGAACCCAUCCCAUGAUCGGGAAAAUAUCGGAGCUCCUCAUCGGCGGCAUGAACCGAUCAGCGGCGGCUCCUUUCUUGGACGUCUUGAUGACAAGCCCUAGAAGCCCACUCGAUUUCAAGAUUCUCCCUCAGAUAUCUCAAAGAAACAGCUCAAAGAGAUUCUACGAUGAUAAUCUUGGUGGGUCCGUUGGUCUAGGGAUUGUAGCUGCACUCGAGAACUCAACCACUCGUCGAAUCACUAGCGUUUGUAGAUCGGAACCAAACCAAACCGGCCGGUCUGAUCCGGUUCAGUUCAUGAACCAAGAAGGAAGCUCAGACGAAGAAGACGAGGAGAUGUUCGUAAUGGACGACGAGGAUUACACGUUGGUUACAUGUCACAAUGGACCAAGUGGAUCUUGUAGUACAAGGGUUUAUGAUCGAGAUGGGUUUGAGUGUUUCACAAGUAAGGUUAAUGAAGAUCAACAUCGGGAAAGACUUUUCAUGGUCGAUGUCGGUACGGAAUCUCCGGAAAGUUCGCCGGAGUUUCAGGGUUUGGGUUUCCUCAAUUCGUGUUACUUAUGCAGAAAGAAACUCCUUGGUCAUGACAUAUUUAUUUACAGAGGAGAAAAAGCGUUUUGUAGCACCGAAUGUCGAUCGAGUCACAUAGCAAAUGAUGAAAGGAAAAAGAGAUGUAAAUCGAAAUUUUCAACUUCUCCUUACACAGCCGGACAAAUUUUCUCCACCGGAGUUCUAGUGACUUAG